AUCUCGCCAAAAAAACAUGGGAACUGAAUGAGAUCUCGUUUACCGGAAGUGACACGUUCUCCACGCGCCAUUUUAUAUGCGAAAGCAAUUAUUCAUCAGUAAAUUAAUUAUCACCGUAUGACCACGCUUCUUUUGAUGACUAAAGUGCUGUUUAGUAAUCUAUCAACACGAUGUUGAGAGUAUUCCAGUACAGAGGAGUAACUCACACAGCACAGAAGUUGCUGCCUACCUGUGGAUGUAGAAAUAUCCAUAGAGAACCUAUAGACGAGAAAUGGAAGACUGCAGCUGCCAAAGAACUGAAGGGGAAAGAUGUGGAGGAAACGUUGAUGUGGAAAACACCAGAGGGAAUCAAUGUUAAACCAGUCUACACCACAGAUGAUACACAGAGAACAGACAAAGAAAUCCCGGGCUCAUACCCAUUUACCAGAGGCCCAUAUGCCACCAUGUACACUCACAGACCCUGGACCAUUAGACAGUAUGCAGGGUUCAGUACAGUGGAAGAAAGUAACAAAUUUUACAGGGAUAACAUCAAGGCAGGGCAGCAGGGUCUCAGUGUUGCUUUUGAUCUGGCUACUCACAGAGGGUAUGAUUCUGAUAACCCGCGUGUCCAUGGUGAUGUAGGUAUGGCGGGAGUAGCUAUAGAUUCUGUUGAUGACACAAACUUACUAUUUGCUGGCAUACCUCUGAACAAGAUCUCUACGUCUAUGACAAUGAAUGGAGCAGUCUUGCCAAUUCUUGCUAUGUAUGUUGUCUCAGCUGAAGAACAGGGGGCAAAGCAAGCAGAGUUAGCAGGAACCAUUCAGAAUGACAUCCUGAAAGAGUUCAUGGUGCGUAACACGUAUAUCUUUCCUCCAGAGCCCUCCAUGAAGGUGAUUGGAGACAUCUUUGAGUACACAUCCAAGAAUAUGCCAAAGUUCAACUCUAUUUCGAUAUCUGGCUAUCAUAUGCAGGAGGCAGGGGCUGAUGCUGUGUUGGAGCUUGCAUUUACUAUUGCAGAUGGUUUACAGUACAUUAGGACUGGUAUUGAGCGAGGUUUGAAUGUGGACAAGUUUGCACCCAGACUGUCAUUCUUCUGGGGAAUUGGUAUGAACAUGUAUAUGGAAAUAGCAAAGUUAAGAGCUGCAAGAAGGCUUUGGGCACAUCUGGUGAAUGAAAAGUUUAAACCCCAAAACCCAAAAUCUCUGCUGCUGAGAGCCCACUCCCAGACUUCCGGCUGGUCAUUGACAGAACAGGAUCCAUACAACAAUAUUAUUCGUACAUGUAUUGAGGCCAUGGCAGCUGUAUUUGGUGGUACUCAGUCAUUACAUACAAACUCUUUCGACGAGGCUCUUGGACUUCCCACACCAUUCAGUGCUAGAAUUGCAAGAAACACACAGAUCAUUCUUCAGGAAGAAUCUGGCAUCACAAAGGUAGCAGAUCCCUGGGGUGGAUCUUACAUGAUGGAGAGUAUGACUAAUGAAAUUUAUGAGGCAGCACUGAAUGUUAUCAAUGAGAUAGAAGAGAUGGGUGGUAUGGCCAAGGCUGUUGCCUCUGGUAUGCCUAAAUUAAGGAUUGAGGAAUGUGCAGCAAAAAGACAGGCACGAAUUGACAGCAAUUUAGAGGUGAUUGUUGGAGUGAACAAACAUAGACUGAAGGAGGCGGAGAUGGUUGAUGUGUUGUGUAUAGACAAUGCCGAGGUGCGAGAGAAACAGAUCGCUAGACUGAAGAAUACAAAGGCUAAUAGAGAUCAGGCUAAGGCUGAUGAAUGUCUGUCCAAUAUAACUAAAGCAUGUGAAAGUAAUGACGGGAACUUAUUGAAACUGUCUAUAGAUGCUGCCAGACAUAGAUGUACUGUAGGCGAGAUAACUGAUGCAAUGGAGAAAGUUUAUGGUCGACAUGUUGCAAGUGAUCGAAUGGUCAGUGGGGCAUAUAAAACCGAAUAUGGUGCUGAUGACGAAAUAUCAAAAAUCAUCAAGAGAGUUGAGAGAUUCCAGGAAAAUGAAGGAAGAAGACCCCGUAUUCUGGUAGCGAAAGUAGGUCAGGACGGACAUGAUCGUGGAGGCAAAGUUAUUGCCACUGGCUUUGCUGAUAUGGGAUUUGAUGUUGAUAUUGGACCUUUGUUUGCUACACCACGUGAGGCAGCACAGCAGGCUGUGGAUGCUGAUGUACAUGUAGUUGGUGUAAGCUCACUGGCAGCAGGACAUAAAACUCUUAUACCAGAACUUAUAAAAGAACUCAGGGAUAUGGGAAAACCAGAAAUUUUAGUGGUGGCUGGUGGAGUUAUCCCCCCUCAGGAUUAUGAUUACCUGUAUGAUAUUGGUGUUGCUGCUGUGUUUGGUCCAGGAACGAGGAUCCCUGAUGCUGCUGAAAUGGUUGUUGACCUCCUAGAGGGUAAAGGGCCAAAUAAAAGACAGUCAGCGGCAUAAAAUACCUAGAAAUAUUACCUCCUUAGAACAUGUUGGAAAUAGUAGAAUACUCGCAAAAUGUAGAUGACAGCUUCCUAGGCAAAAGAAAGUAUAGGAGUUAUGGUUCAUACAUAUAAAAUUUUGUUUCAAGUUGUUAAGGAGUUGAAACAUAUUGCAGCCCCAAAUCAGGCCACCAGUUUUGGAGUUGAUAAACCUACAUAAAGACUGUGGUUCAAAUAGGGAUUUAUUAAGAUAUGAAGACAUUACUAUACGUCUGUAUUGUUCCAUCUGGCAGUAAUGGCAUAACCUAAUGCAAUAAUGGCACAGGUGCCGUUAUGAAAAGCGAUGUGCCAUUAUAGCCAGGAGGCAUACCCUAGAGUUUAUUAUAUAGAUUUCUAUGAGAUAGCAAUGUCAGAAGGGCAGAAGUUAAAUUCCAGAAGUGUGCCAGUGACAUUAUUUGGCACACAGAGCAAGUCCACUGAUAUUUAUGUAAUUAUAAUGUGAAUGUGUUGCUAUAUAUGUUAAUGUCUAUGAAUUAAAGCUCUUCUUAUCUUUGUUUUGUGUGGAAUUUUGUAUGAAUUAUGCUCCAGUAGCUUUAUAGUGGAUUUGUUGACAAUAUUUCCCACUGAUUGUCCCUUAUCAAGGUAGAUUUGUUGUUUUGAUCAUCAAACUGGAAUAAGCUAUGUUAGUUAUUUACCUUACUUGCCGUAUUUUUGAAUGUUGACUAAAAUACAUCAUUAUAUUUCACUAAAAAAAGCUUGAAUUUUAAAUGAGUUUUAUCAGUAUAAUUUGACACAUUGUUAAGAGUCUUGGAGUAUGUCACAAAGUGGCUGAAAGCAGAGUCAGUUUUUAGUGAUCAAAGCAUGAGAAAACCUUAAGGUAGUGGACAGGUCAGUAAGCAGUUUCGUGUUCUCUUCUUAUUUCAGUUAUUUCAGUAUUCUACUGCAGUAAAUGUACCAACAAUGGUUUCUGUUGAAACUGGGUAAAUGCCGAAAUAAUGUAUGGGGCAAACAUAAAUUUCUGAAAUAAGGUACAGAGAGGAAAUAAAAUGCCAAAAUUACUUAUUGAGAAAAUGUAAAUUGCCCAAAUAAUGUACAGUGAAAAUAUAAAGUGUCAAAAUCACAUUGUAGAAAUGGUAAAAAGCUGAAAUAACGUAUGGAAAAACAUUAAAUGCCGAAAUAGUAUACAGAGAAAGCAUAAAAUGCUAAAAUCACAUAUGGAGAAAAUGGCAUUACAUGUCCACUACCUCAAGUGUUCAGUAUCAGUUAUUAUAUGUAAAAAUGUUUAGCAAUACGGGUGAACAGAUAUGUUAUAUUUUAUAGUGUAUUCUGAACAGAUGCUCUGUAAUGAGCUUUUGCUGUAUAAGAAGCUUGUUUUCGUAUAAUAUGUUUAAAACAGUAAUGUACAUGUAGUUUUUUAUGCAGACUGCAUUCUGUGCAUUGUUGUCUUAAUGCCUGAUGGUAAAACAUGGACUGAUAAGUCCUAUUGUUUGUCAGUCUGUUACUAAGACCUUUGUUGGUAUAGUAACUUUAUUUUUCCGUGAUUACUUCUGCUAAUACGAACAUUGUCAUUCAUUGUACAAGUUAAUUUUUAGAAAUUUACUUGUUUCAUAUAACAGUAAUAUUCCAUAGAGAUUAUCCUUGUUAGCUCAGUGUAGUUAUGUCAGUAAUUUAUUGUUUUAUUAAAUAAAUUUUUAAAAUAUGUU
Molecule: messenger RNA, 4089 nt
Organism: Mercenaria mercenaria
Lineage: Eukaryota; Metazoa; Mollusca; Bivalvia; Venerida; Veneridae
Product: methylmalonyl-CoA mutase, mitochondrial-like
Exons: 20
Coding region: 171-2405 (744 amino acids)
Cellular component (GO): mitochondrion
Molecular function (GO): methylmalonyl-CoA mutase activity; metal ion binding; cobalamin binding
Source: RefSeq, a predicted model, not a curated record